CGCAAUACAUACCACGUUAAAACACGGUCUGGGAGUAAAAGUGUCGAUCUGCAGUUGGCAAGAAUGCUUAAAAUUGGGGUGUAACUUAUCGCGGGUUGGAUUAUAACAUCAGAAACGUUUUCCUGCCUUUUCCCACUGUCUUUUCUGACGGAGUGAUGUGUCCCGACCAGAACCAGAGAAUCCACUUCGGUAUCAUCUGAAAACUACAUAAAUUAUUCAGGGAUCACCUGCUGCCAGCUGCAGUGAGAAACAUAGCAGUGGUUGCUGUGUGUGUCAGUCUGAGUGUUAGGGGAUGAGUGUGGAAGUGGAGCAGAUGGGGUCACCCCGGAUACCGACCCCAAGUAGUCUGGACCUAAAAGAGAGGUACGCUGACCGAAUGGACGAAAAGGAUUCUGAGUGUCUGAGGAGCCGUAACAUGUCACCUGAUCUGAGACAAGACUUUAGCAUGAUGGAGCAGAAGAAAAGAGUGACCCAGAUUCUACAGAGUCCAGUGUUUAAGGAUGAAUUAGAGGGCUUGAUUCAGGACCAGGUCUCUAAGGGCAGUAAUUCCAGUGGUCUUUUGGCUCUCAGUCACAUUGCAGACCUCAUCAUGGCCAACUCACUGCCUGGGACAGGAGCAUACAAUUCUUCUCUUGGCUUGGGAACGGUCACUCCAGUGAAUGAUUUGUUUGGUGUAGACUGUAGUUAUUCUAAAGCAGAGCGCCAGAGCCGCUGUAAACUGGCCAGCCUCUACAGACUGCUGGAUCUUUAUGGCUGGACAAACUUUACCAAUGCUUAUAUUACUGUGCGUGUAAGUAAGGAACAAGACCAUGUUCUAAUUCUUCCUCAAGGCCUCUCAUUUUCAGAGGCCACUGCAGCUAAUUUGGUGAAGGUGAAUAUGAUUGGUGAUGUGGUGGAUCAGGGAGUGACUGGACUGGCAAUAGAUCUCACAGGCUUCAGCCCCCACGCUGCCGUCUACUCAGUCCGUCCUGACGCCCGAUGUAUUAUACACAUACACACUCCAGCAACAGCCGCAGUCUCAUCCAUGAAAUGUGGUAUCUUACCCAUCUCCCAUGAGGCCUUGCUACUAGGUGACGUGUCCUACUUCAGUUACCGUGGUGAUGUGGAUGAUGGACAGGAGAGGGUGGAGUUACAGAAAGCCCUAGGACCCACUGCCAAGGUGCUGGUCUUAAGAAACCACGGGGUGUUGGCAUUUGGAGAGACAAUAGAGGAAGCAUUCCACUAUAUUUACCACUGCCAGGAGGCAUGUGAAGUCCAGGUUAAUGCCUUGUCGUGUUCAGGUGGUGUUGAGAAUCUGCUGCUGUUGGACAGAGAGCAGUACAGACCUGUGAAUGCCCUACCCAUAGUGAAUGGGGAGAUGCAGGAGGAACAAAUCAGAUGGAGAUUGGGAGAGGCGGAGUUUGAGUCUCUGAUGAGGAUGUUGGAUAAUUUGGGUUACAGAACAGGUUAUGCCUACCGCCAUCCUAUCAUUAAAGAGAAACCACGGCACAAGAACGAGGUGGAGAUCCCAGCCACCGUUACUGCGGUAGGAUUAGAGGAACAGGAUGUGUUUCCAUGGAGUCCGUUUCACGUGCAGGCUCAGAGACGUGACCGAGAGAGAACACGGUGGCUCAACUCUCCCAACAGCUACUUAAAAGUCAACGUCCCAGAACGGUCAGCCAACGGAGAGUGCAGCCCCCGUACUAAGACUAUGUGGAUGAAAUCAGAGGAGUCAGGCAGCAGCAGUGGUACUCCAAUAAAGAUAGAGGAUCCCAACCAGUUUGUUCCACUCAACACCAACCCAACAGAAGUACUGGAGAAGAGGAAUAAGAUCCGUGAGCAGAACAGAGCUGAUCUGAUGACUGCGGGGCCAAAGUCUCAGCUAUUGGCUGGAAUCGUGAUUGACACAGUUCCUGGACCAGCCUUCAUCUAUGAGGAUGAGGAGCAGACGGCGACUUUGCCUCCAAAUCCCUUCAGUCAGUCAGACAAAGAGCUGCAGGAGUACACAAACACUGUGGAGAAACGCCAACAUGGUACACCAGAGCCCGACGAUGUGACUGAUGCCGAAGAGAUGACCACGUACGACAGCUCCACCAUCUCUCUCUCCCUCUCUCCACUCAUGACCCCAGCUAAAGACGAGCUGCUUCCUAAUGGUCAUGAUGACCUGCCUCAAGAGGAAGACGACCUAAGUCUCAAGGUUACUGAACUCAGCAUCAACAAGGAAAUGGAGGUCUCCAUAACAACAAGCAUCGCUGAGACCAUCAGUGAACCUGCGACUCCUGAGAGCCAAUCACAGUCUCCCAAGAAAAAGAAGAAGAAGAAAUUCCGCACACCUUCUUUCCUUAAGAUGAACAAGAAGAAGGAGAAAGGAGAAACGUGA
This is a messenger RNA of Chanos chanos (milkfish), 2359 nucleotides long. It is a transcript of the gene add3b, whose product is annotated as adducin 3 (gamma) b. The record is from RefSeq and is a predicted model, not a curated record. The transcript is spliced from 15 exons. Gene Ontology annotation, molecular function: actin filament binding. Bases 293 to 2359 code for a protein of 688 amino acids. Gene Ontology annotation, biological process: barbed-end actin filament capping. Lineage: Eukaryota; Metazoa; Chordata; Actinopteri; Gonorynchiformes; Chanidae. Gene Ontology annotation, cellular component: plasma membrane; postsynaptic density; cytoskeleton.